This is a messenger RNA of Exophiala spinifera, 312 nucleotides long. RefSeq lists its product as uncharacterized. The record is from RefSeq and is a predicted model, not a curated record. The coding region runs from base 1 to 312 and encodes 103 amino acids. NCBI's taxonomy places the organism in Eukaryota, Fungi, Ascomycota, Eurotiomycetes, Chaetothyriales, Herpotrichiellaceae. The transcript has a single exon.
AUGCCUCCUCCCCGGCGGCCUUCGGCUCCAGCCCAGGCCAACGAGUACAGUACCGCGUUCGGCCGAGCUCACCCAACACUGGCGAAGGGGCUCGUCAUGGUCUGUCAGAGCUCGGGACCAUUGUUGAUCGGGACGCUCCUGUGGACCGCCGGAGUUCUUCGCCGUCCGAUGUGGGAACGGGUGACCCUGUGGAGGGCCUAUCUCUGGACCUUCAUCUCCAGAUGGGUGCUCGUCAGCUGUGCCAUCACCUGGUCCCUGGCCGGCUGGGAAGGCCAGAACGGAGACCCAGCUGAAGACGUCGGCCAGAAUUGA